Pestalotiopsis fici W106-1 is the source of this 1824-nucleotide messenger RNA. RefSeq lists its product as uncharacterized. The coding region runs from base 1 to 1824 and encodes 607 amino acids. The record is from RefSeq and is a predicted model, not a curated record. The transcript has 4 exons. Lineage: Eukaryota; Fungi; Ascomycota; Sordariomycetes; Amphisphaeriales; Sporocadaceae.
AUGGUUACUACACGUAGCCAGGCGUCCCGGCUCGCAACGGACAUCCACAAGAACCCUCAGCAACAAGAGGGAGACAAUAAUCCCAGCGACAGCGAAUCAAGCAGUAUUGAAGAACAGCGACUGCCCCACCCAAAGCCACUACUGGCUCCAGAGCUGGAUCUCUUGAGAUGGAUCACCGAAAUGCGUGAGAAGCUUGAUCAUGAUAGUGUUUCGAUCGGAAGCUGUCAGGAUCAACUUGAAUAUUUCUACGCAAGUCUGGGCUUCCGAAGCAACAAAGUAAUUGGAAGUUUACGAUCUCACGAUAUGGACAAGUAUCAGGGUGAUGAGUCCGGCGGCUUCGACUACUGGCAGACUCUGCGGAAACUUCAGCGUCGUUUCCUCCCUGAGCUUGAGGAACAGAAAUACAUCAAAAGCCUGGAUGCAAAACCUGGUCAGAAAAUUCAUCUCCUCGAUUUGCCCCAAGAGAUCAUCAUGUGUAUUGCGCACUGGUGUCAUUACCAGCCUCGUCGUACCACAAAUCCGGACUCGCAUAUCUCAAACAACCCACAAGAGUUGCAAAUACCCAUUGGAGGUGGACUCGAUCGACUCUCCCAAGUGAGCAAAUUCGUCAGGUCCCUGGUAGUUCCCCUGAUGUUCUCGCGGGUUGAACUGUCGUGUUUCCGGAUAGAUCUUGCCCAGUGCCUUGGGAGCCUUCUUGAGCUCGAGAAGUUUCUACCACAUGUGCGCAUGUUCGGUUUGGUGGUUUGUGAGUUAGAAGAACCACCCCGCUCUAUAAGUGCGGCAGAAAGAUCCGAUGACGAACGAAGUGCGAUAUCCCUGAUCUCUGCUCUAAAGGCUAUGAGUGGUCUCAGAGAAUUCGCAUUGUACAUUGAAGAUUUGGAGGAUAAUUUACUGGCAGAGAUCAGUAACCUUGUACGUGACUCGGAGUUGCGUCUUCCAUUGCUUACGGGACUUCGUAUUUCGAGAAAUUGCAGUUGUGACAAUUUGGGCGUGGAUGACAGCUGCGUAUCAACUUUCCCCCUUUUCUACGCACUAGCGAGCAUGGGUCCCAAUGUUGAGAGAGCAUCACUGGACUUCGAAGAAGUUUUUAAAACUCGUCAAGUGCCUGGUCUUUCUGGAUUUGGCGACUUGCCAAAACUGGUAGAGGUUAGAUUUAAAAGGGGCGCAUUCCCUUUGUCAAACGCAAAUAUUCUAACCAUUGUUGAGGCAUUUCCUCGAUUGCAGCGUCUUGAUCUCCCAGAACCUCUGGAAACUCGGUCACCCAAGUCGCUCAUACCAAUCCUAUCCCUGCUGACUGACCUGGAAUUCUUGGCCCUUUGCAUUGAUCCAGAGAACCCCGAGUCCAUUGAGGAUUUUUCUCGCCUCCAAAAAAAGAAGUGCAUUGCGGAGGACUUUUUCCUUCAAUGUCAUAGACUGCAGCACAUAUAUCUGAAAUCGCAUUUCAGCUCGCGAAUUGGGCACACUACUGACGCCUUCGUUCGGCUCAAUCACUCAGCAAGAUCACAAUAUAGCCAGGUUUUGCAACCUUGGGUGGAAGUUGAGAAGGCUUUUACACAAGGCCACUUCGACCGUGACUUUCCAUUAGGUAGAAACUACGAGGUGAGCCCUAUUUGGAAUGCACAAGGUUUCCCCAGGAUCAUGCAACUAGGAUGGCGUCCUCGAAAAUCUCAUUCUCCGACGACAUGGAAUUAUUUCAAGGAAGAGCAGGAGAUUGUCAACGGACAUGUGCAAUCUAGGUGGGCCAAAACAGAGUUCCCCCCGUAUGACUCGAUGCUAGAUAGGGAGGUUUGGCAAUCAGAACAAGCAUGGGAGGACUUUCGAUAA